AUGCAGAGUUUCUUGAAGAUGCUGAGGGGGUGUGGGGACACCAGCCCACCUCUGGAGGAGCUGAUGACCCUCGCCGGCAGGCUAUUCCGGGACCUCCAGGACGAUCCUGCCCAGAUGCAGCCCUUGGUCACAGCUGUGUUGGACAGCCAGCUCCGCCUGUACCUGCUGGACAACGAGGAUGUGGCCCUGGCGUGCGCCCGCAUGCUGGCCCAGCAGGAGCAGCACCAGGCUGCCUGCCGGCUGCUGGAGGGGUGCCGUGUGCCAGGAGGCAGCCAGGAGCUGGUGCAGCUUUGGAAUGACAUCCACUACCGUCUGGCCAUGAAGAGGCUGGGCGUGGCCACACUGAGCCCAGUGCAGAAGUUCCGCUGCAGGAAGAGGAACCCACCACCACCCUCCCUCUGCCCUGAGGGCCUGAAGAGCAGGAACUUCCCUAGAGAGGUUCGCCAGAAGUUGCAUGACUUCGCCUUGGCUGUGAGCAGCAGCCCCAGCAAGGAUGAGCGGGAGAUCCUGGCCGCGGAGACCAGCCUGACGGUAGAGCAGGUCUACAACUGGUUCGCCAAUUACCGGCGGCGCCAGAGGGCCGGUCUGCAGUGCACGGAGCCGGCGGGGGACACGGCCGAGGACCCCUUGCAGCCCUCACGCCACUGCCACCCCGGCUUCGGGUGUGUGCACUGGCCUCAGUGGUCAGGUGAGGAAAGCGAGCAUGCGCGGUCCCUGGCGGCCACCCACGGCCUGUGGGAGCCUCUGGCCCUGGCCUCUGACUUUUCCGGAGACGAGACAAUGCCAAAACCACUGACUCCCAGGUCUCUGCAGGGUGGUGAGAUGUACCAGGAGGGGCCUGGCCACGACCCUGCCACUCUGCCCCCCGCCUGCCCUGACGCUGGCCUCGAUGCACUGGCUGCCUGCGGCGACAUGCUGGACCCCUCUUCGGCCGCCCCCAAGUCGUGGCUGACGUCCCUUGCACUGGCGUCCUCCAGGGACGUGUCCUUUGAGACCGGACAGCUGGGCCACAGCGCCAGGCUGGACCUCGUGAUGCUCCCUGCAGACGCUUCCCUGGCUGUGCCCAUCGCCCCCCUCGCGGAGCCCAGCCCCGCAGGGUUUGCCGUCGCACCCAGCGCAGACCCCCAGCGGCCGUACCUGGAGGAGGGUCCGGGCAGCAGCGCUGGCCCGGCAGAAGGGCAGGCAGGCAGCUUCCUGCUGGCACAGCCCCUGCUGCAGUCUGCGGAGCUCAUCCUUCCCCAGAGCCUCCCGGAGCUGACAUCUGCCUUCCCUGUGCCUGUGCCUGCUGUGGAGCUGAGCGAGCCCCCGCCACCCAGCCAGGUGCAGUGGCUUGACAGCCCGGCCUCCAGCGAUGCCUUCUGGGGGGCCAGGAUGCUCCUUGAGCUCUCAGGCAGUAGCCUGGGCUGA
Messenger RNA from Pteronotus mesoamericanus, 1407 nucleotides. RefSeq names its product anomalous homeobox (gene ANHX). The transcript has 9 exons. Gene Ontology annotation, molecular function: RNA polymerase II cis-regulatory region sequence-specific DNA binding; DNA-binding transcription factor activity, RNA polymerase II-specific. Gene Ontology annotation, biological process: regulation of transcription by RNA polymerase II; regulation of skeletal muscle cell proliferation; skeletal muscle fiber development. Gene Ontology annotation, cellular component: nucleus; transcription regulator complex. Bases 1 to 1407 code for a protein of 468 amino acids. Lineage: Eukaryota; Metazoa; Chordata; Mammalia; Chiroptera; Mormoopidae. The record is from RefSeq and is a predicted model, not a curated record.